UUAGAAUCUCUGUCUCUCUCUUUUAAAUCAUAAACUCUGCCUCCAUGUCUGCCUCAGUGAUCCCAAGAGGGAGAGAUUUCUUCACCAAUCUUCAAAUCCCAUCUCCCGUGAAACGAACCCAUGUUUCCAUUUUUCAGUUACUUUCUCUCUCUUUUCCCCUCUUUCUUCUUCUUUCUCUCCCUUCUCCUCCUUUCCAUCCCUUGUUUUCCCGCCAGACCUUCACCGGGAACGUUAACGGUUGACACAACAACCGCUUUAACUGUCAAAGACAUCAAAGCCACAUGGCAUCAGUUCGAGCGAUUCCAAAACACUGCCAAGGGAAGCCACGUCAGCGGCCUAUCGGAGCUCAAGAAGUACUUCCAUGGGUUCGGCUAUCUCGUGGUAUCGGAUACGAACUUCACAGACACAUUCGAUGACCGAUUCGAAUCGGCGGUGAUUCGUUAUCAAUCCAGACUCGGUCUCCCUGUCACCGGUAAGCUCGAUUCCGAUACGGUCUCACAGAUAAUGUCGCCUAGGUGUGGCAUGAGCGACACACACGUGUUACAUACGACACGGCACUUCGCUUACUUCCCUGAUGAGCCGAGGUGGACUCGCCGGACUCCGAUGAGACUUAGUUACGCUUUCUCGCCGGAUAAUAUGUUCCGAAACCUGAGUGCGUCCGAUAUACGAGCGGUUUUUGAACGGGCUUUUACACGGUGGUCUGCUGUUAUACCGGUGAGUUUCUACGUAACGGAGAAUUAUGACUCGGCUGAUAUUAAGAUUGGGUUCUAUAGUGGGGACCACGGAGAUGGACAACCGUUCGAUGGGGUGCUUGGCGUGCUCGCACAUGCCUUCUCGCCUGAGACCGGGUUGUUCCAUAUUGAUGCAGGGGAGACGUGGGCGGUUGAUUUUGGGAAGGAGAAAUCAAAGGUGGCCGUUGAUUUGGAAUCGGUUGUAACACAUGAGAUUGGACACUUGUUAGGGCUGGGUCACUCUUCAGUGCGAGAGGCAAUUAUGUAUCCUAUCUUGAUCCCAAGGACUAAGAAGGUGGACUUGAAGCUUGAUGACGUGGAUGGGGUACAGGCCUUGUAUGGAUCAAACCCAAAUUUCAAGUUCAGUUCUUUGUCGGCUUCUGAUACGUCUACAAAUCAAGCCGUUGGUUCAAGAAUCCGGACCUCAAAGUGGCUCACUUCUCUCCUACUCUUGAUAUUGUGUUUGUUUAUAUAAUUUUCUUCUUAGGUCAUAUUUUCCUUAAUUUUUUUUUUAAUUUUUAUUACAUAUCACAUCACUUGUAGAAAGAAGAAAUUUUUUCAUCCACAGCUUCUUUUGUUAUAAAUCAAAGGAUUCAU
Messenger RNA from Macadamia integrifolia, 1328 nucleotides. Its product is annotated as metalloendoproteinase 4-MMP-like. The record is from RefSeq and is a predicted model, not a curated record. Gene Ontology annotation, biological process: proteolysis; collagen catabolic process; extracellular matrix organization. NCBI's taxonomy places the organism in Eukaryota, Viridiplantae, Streptophyta, Magnoliopsida, Proteales, Proteaceae. Gene Ontology annotation, molecular function: zinc ion binding; metalloendopeptidase activity. Gene Ontology annotation, cellular component: extracellular matrix. The transcript has a single exon. Bases 121 to 1206 code for a protein of 361 amino acids.